Molecule: messenger RNA, 986 nt
Organism: Polistes canadensis
Lineage: Eukaryota; Metazoa; Arthropoda; Insecta; Hymenoptera; Vespidae
Product: beta-1-syntrophin-like
Exons: 3
Coding region: 57-953 (298 amino acids)
Cellular component (GO): intracellular anatomical structure; dystrophin-associated glycoprotein complex
Molecular function (GO): protein binding; structural molecule activity
Source: RefSeq, a predicted model, not a curated record
CAAAACGAAAAACAAGCAUCACACGAAUACAUCAUUCUCGUCAAUCCAGAAGUCAUAUGCCCAUACACGCGCGAAAAACGCGCGGAGCCUUCGAGGAAAUCGAAAUGGUCGAGUUGAGUGGUAGCGGACAAGUUAGUUCGGCGGCCAUGGGUGUUACGGGACUCGGUUCGGUGGUUUCCGCAGCGGCCUCAUCUUCCUCGUCGUCAACAACUACGACAACCACCGGUGGUGGUUCGUCGUCUACUUCCGGUCGUGCUGGUGUACUCGAGACACAGGUGCGUGGUCAAUGGUAUCGCGUAUUCGUCUCACUCGAAGAUGAUUACUUGAGUAUAUCACUUGACGAGAGUUGCGAUACUGUUAACACCGUUCUCAACAAUGGUAACAUCAAUAACAACAACGUCGACAGUUUAAACGAUCCCGACGUACCGGAUUCCGUCGCGAAUCAAAAGCGCAUCGUACGCGUCGUUAAAAGUGAUAACAACGGACUAGGUAUUUCAAUAAAAGGCGGUAAAGAAAAUAAAAUGCCAAUAUUGAUAUCGAAGAUAUUUAAAGGCAUGGCUGCCGAUGCUACUGAGCAAUUAUACGUGGGCGAUGCCAUACUUGCUGUUAAUGGUGAAGAUUUACGCGAAGCUACCCACGACGAAGCUGUUAAGGCACUCAAAAGGGCUGGAAAGGUCGUCGAACUUGAAGGUAAGCGAGAAAUAAAUAAGGAAAAAAAAAAAAAAAUCACGAACGUUUCCCUUUCGCGGAACGAUGAUGAACGAAGUUAUUCGAGCGAUAAGGUAAGGAGCGUGCCGCCGCCAGGUGAACCCUCUUAUCUUAAUUACUUAAUGAUCAUUAAAGCGGCGCCUGUCACGCGAAACGUAAGAGAAGUGAGCGCGAACGAUCUAAACGCACCGGUUUUACUCUCCUAUGUAUUAUUUACGUACCUAUAUAAAUACAUACGGAAAUAAUAUGUAUACAUAUAUGCACAUUACAUAUGUAUG